This is a messenger RNA of Malus domestica (apple), 738 nucleotides long. Its product is annotated as protein PHLOEM PROTEIN 2-LIKE A1-like. NCBI's taxonomy places the organism in Eukaryota, Viridiplantae, Streptophyta, Magnoliopsida, Rosales, Rosaceae. The record is from RefSeq and is marked provisional.
GCUUAGCCCUGUCUUCCUAUGUAUAUAUAGUUAAAACAUGAUUGAAUAACUGCACGAAGGAUGGCUACUGAUGCUAAAGCGCAAGAGGAAAAGCGGUCAUUCCCACAUAAGUAUGAAGACAUUCUGAAAGAUUUUGGAAGUAACGACUCGUCCUCACCUGCAAAAGUCCCUUCGAAGGUCAAAUAUCCAGGAAUUUUCGACCAACCGAAAAAGAAAAGGUAUUGGGUUGAUAGGGAGGGCAACAACUGUUUUGUGCUGUAUGCAAGAGCUCUCACAAUCACUUUCGGUGAAGACGAUCGUUACUGGCGCUGGAACCCCGUGUACGCAGCCAGUUCUGUCUACGUUGAUGCUGCUGAACUGUUAGAUGUAUUAUCGCUAGAAGUGAAAGGGGAUUUUGAGACCGCAUACCUGACACCCGGAACUGUGUAUGAAGUUUCAUAUAUAAUCAUGAUGAAGGACCCAAAAUAUGGAUGGGAAGAUAAAGUCGAAUUCAGCGUCACUCCCCCUCAGAACCUGCAGAUUGUCCCGAGAAACUCUACACUUGAUCUGAGGACAAAAGGAAGAUGGUGGAGUUAUGUCCGAGUUGCCGAAUUUACAACAUCGCCUGGGCAAUCUGGCCGGAUGUAUUUUAUGCUCCGUCAAACUGUUGGGAAAUGGAAGAAAGGGCUUGUUAUCAAGGGUGUCGACAUUACUCCUAAAUAAGUUGCAGAGUACCCAGCAACUUCCCUUACGAGCAGA